AUGGAUGGAAUAGAGCACAAAUAUGUUAAAGUGAGUGGUCUAAAUCUCCAUGUAGCUGAUAUUGGACAUGAAUCUUCUCCGGCUGUUGUGUUUUGCCAUGGAUUCCCAAAAAUUUGGUAUUCUUGGCGGCACCAGAUGAUCGCUUUAGCUACUAGAGCUGGUUUCAGAGCCAUAGCAUUUGAUUACAGAGGAUAUGGCUUGUCUAAUCAGCCACUCGAACCCGAAAAGACCACCUUUUCUGAUUUUGUUAACGAUAUUCUUGGACUCCUUGAUGCUCUCAACAUCUCUAAGGUUUUUCUAAUAAUUAAAGAUUUUGGAGCUGCUGUUGUUUCCUCCUUUAUCCUUUUCCACGAGGAGAAGGUUGUCGGAUUUGUAACGAUAGGCGUCCUAUUCGCGGUCGGGAGUCCUUAAGAAUCAUAACCACUCCCUGAGGGCUUCUAUGUUUAUAGAUGGAGAGAGCCUAGACGAGCAGAAGCCGAUUUUGGUAGAUUUGAUGUUAAAACAGUUGUAAGAAACAUUUACAUCCUUUUCUCUAGAAGUGAAAUGCCAAUAGCCGAUGAAAAGCAGGAAAUCAUGGAUAUGGUGGAUUCAUCAACUCCUUUACCCCCUUGGUUUACAGAACAGGAUCUUCAAACUUAUUGUGUUUUAUAUGAGAAGUCUGGAUUCAGAACUGCAUUGAAGGUUCCUUAUAGGUCAUACGGAGAACAAACAAACAAACUACCAGUUAAUCCAAAAGUUCAUGUUCCAGCACUGCUGAUAAUGGGAGAGAAGGACUAUGUCUUAAAAGCUCCAGGUAUGGAAGAGUACAUAAGGUCUGAAAAGGUGAAGGAUUUUGUACCAAAUUUAGAGAUAGUGUUUAUUCAUGUAGGAACUCAUUUUGUUCAAGAGCAAUUUCCAGAGGAAGUCAAUCAACUUGUUCUUAGCUUCCUUAAAAGUCAUAGUCAACCUUGA
Molecule: messenger RNA, 951 nt
Organism: Nicotiana attenuata
Lineage: Eukaryota; Viridiplantae; Streptophyta; Magnoliopsida; Solanales; Solanaceae
Product: bifunctional epoxide hydrolase 2-like
Molecular function (GO): hydrolase activity
Source: RefSeq, a predicted model, not a curated record